AUGGUUGAAGGAGGUUUCCCUGGUCAGCACACGACGACGACGACAGUGACGUCCAGCACCACGGUUCAGACCAACAUACGGUUCGACCGCUCCUACAUAACGACCAUCCCAGGGAUACUGAAGAUAGUACAAGUUCUAUGCAGUCUCCUCGGGUUCAUAUGCAUCCAGUGCUCACGCCUGAGCAGCUGGAGUAAAGGCUCCUUCUUCAGCUGGAUCUCUAUGAUCGCCUUCUGGUUCACCGGGAUCCUACUCGGCCUGUACCUCUUCCAUAUCCUGGAGAAGUUCUACAAGAUCCCCUGGCUGAAGCUUGAGUUCCUGUUCUGCGCGAUCUGGACGCUCAUGUACCUGAUUGCUUCUAUUCUAGCUACAACUGUUCAUGAUAACCCUCAUUCUGCUGCUGCGUUCUUCGGUUUCGUGGCGAUGUUGGCGUAUUUGGUGGACGCAUACCUAAAGUUCAAGGCAGUGCGUGACGGUGGCCUGGCCCAGGGCUCCCGUGUUGUCUCCAAGCAGACCUCCACCGUCGAGUCACCUCCUCCCCGGAUUGGCUACUAA
This is a messenger RNA of Spodoptera littoralis (African cotton leafworm), 552 nucleotides long. Lineage: Eukaryota; Metazoa; Arthropoda; Insecta; Lepidoptera; Noctuidae. The record is from the annotation of a GenBank genome assembly.